Colletotrichum chrysophilum is the source of this 2928-nucleotide messenger RNA. RefSeq lists its product as uncharacterized. NCBI's taxonomy places the organism in Eukaryota, Fungi, Ascomycota, Sordariomycetes, Glomerellales, Glomerellaceae. Bases 1 to 2928 code for a protein of 975 amino acids. The transcript is spliced from 2 exons. The record is from RefSeq and is a predicted model, not a curated record.
AUGCCCGAGCCUACCAAAUAUCACGGUGGCCUCGUGGCCUUCGAGGGCCCCAUCGACCUCGUCUCAACCCAGCUGCGCCUGCUACCCACAUCUUCGCAAAUCGCAAUUCUCCCCAGUGUCAAGGAAUUUCUCGAGCCUGAAGACCCCGACCAGCCAUUCGAAGCCCGGAAAUUCGUCAAGAGAGUUCACAAUGCUGUCGCCAAGAGAAGGGAAGCAGCCCUGGUCUUUCUCACUGAGUCCACCCCCAAGCGCAAGAGAUUGGUCUUCAUGAACGGAGGCACCCCGAGUGCGCAGACUGUCUGCAUCAGAGCCAUCUCCCGAAACGAUACCAAUGGCGACAUCUCCAAGGCCGAGGCAAUUUUUAACGAGAUUGUCAAGGGUGGCGUCGCCGGCUUGGACGCGCAUCCUGCCGCCUCCAGAGGUUCCUUCUUGGACACAACAGAGGAUGUCGUCGAAGACCCCAUCACCCGAGCUAUGAGAGCCGCUGAUGCUCUAGACCGGGAGACUGAAAACCUCCAGCCAAACAGCGACAUCGACCUUACCGUUGGUCGCCCACGGAGCAUGAGUUUACCGUUGUACAGCUAUGCGGACCGGUUUGGUGACACGGCGCCAUUUUACGUUUUUGGAGGCCAGUCUGACGAGGAUACCGUCGCCGAGGAGGAUGAAGCAAUCUACGCACCCAAGACCAACAGCCCAGCGCCAAGGCUGGCCAUCACAAACUUCGAUGAGCUUGAGAAAUUUGCAGCUCUUGACUUCAACUUCGACAACAAGUCAGUUGCGCCGGCCCCACCUCGUUCUCCAAGCUGCGUUGGUGAGGCAUAUGAGACUGGUGAUCCGUUCACGUCGCCCCUGCCUAAGCCUCCCGGCCUACUCGAUGUGGCGUCUCCGCGCUCUGAUAUGUUUAGCAUUCGUUCAACAGAGCCCAUCAUCAUCGAGCAAGCAUCAAUAGUUCGAAUGAAGUCUACCUCAUCCGCCAGGUCUCUUCCAAGAUCUCACUCUGUGGACCAACUUCACCGGAGCAACUCACGUUAUCGGGACACCUUACUGCGCCUCAGAGAAAAGAACAGCGCCGCUUCAAAGAAGAAGGGCGCUGAUCACCGUCGAUCUUCGGUUGUUGAGCUUAUUGAAGACGCAGAGCGACGGGACAGCAAGGCCAAGCUAGUCGCAACACCGAAAACAGUAUAUGUGAGGCCGGCGAGACUGAAUAAGACCCUGCCGCCACCUCACCCGAGUCCCAAGGAGAGCGAGGCACUCGGGGAGCCUGAGAACACGAAGAACAAAUACGUCGACCGAGGAACCGAUGCCGAGGAGAUUGUCAUGAAGGAUUCUUCAUUUCAACCAGUGCUUCCGUUUUCUGAGGAUCUUGUCAUUCACUUCAAAGACGACAGCCCCGACCCGAUCCUAGAGUACAUGAUUCGAGCUUUCAAAGAGGGCACCUACCCGGUUACUUUACCUUCUUCCAGCACUUCCGUCACUGACGGCGAUGUAUCAGCCCCGCAAACUCCUACAUGGCAAGCGGGAGAGUCACAAGUGGCCGACUUCACACCUGCGAAGAGCGUUCACGCGGACGAGUACGAUCCCUUCUCCUACCGGGGUUCGGGUUACAAGCCAAAGCAGCUCCAUCCCGUGUCCACCACCGUUACAACAUCUACUCUUCCAACACCUGCCGCAACGCCGCCGCCCACGGUCUCGGAGCCAGAGGAUAAGUUCCAUGACUUCAACACCGUUUACUGCCAGACAGCUGUCGCGAUGCAGAACUCACUUCGUUCUGUUCUGAAUAUCUACUUUCCCCCAAAGGCAAGAGGCUUCUCUCAAUUCAACUUUCCCCUUCUUCCUGAGAUGGACGGACUGUGGAAACCCAUCUUCCGCGACGUGGAUCCGGGCGGUAGCCCUAGGAAGAAUGACCAGCGAAUCGACCAGAUCCUAGCCAUUGGAUCACAGAAGGGGGUCAAGAAGACGUUUGUCUCUUCAAUUACGAGUCAGCUUGAGAAGCUGGGUACUAAGUCCAAUGGUAUUUCCCGGACUGGAAAGCUGGAUUUCAGAUACCUCAUCGCAACUGCAAUGCAGUCAUUCACCGCUCAGCCCUUGGCCAACCAGACUCAUGACAACCCUUUCACGAACUCGUAUCUUUUGGCAACUCUCAUUGUCCCUCACCUCGAGACAUACUUCGCCGCUCACUCUGAAGUUCGCUUCCUCCUUCUGGAUUACCCGCCCGAUCAUCUUGCCACUGUACUCGCGUUGCAGAAGCUUGUUGGCGUUGACCUGAUGAAGGUUGCCCAAGUCAUCGAUGCCGAUGCCAAGGAGCCCUUCCCCUUUACCCACGUCCGCGGCGGCUCUGUCGGUCGUAUCUCCAACAAGAGCGACUUGGCCUCGAGCUCGGGAUCCCUUCAAUCCAAGUGUUCAAACACCGGUAUUUCAUCGUCGUCACGCGAUGGCAUGGCAGUCUCAAAGGCCAACUUCCUCCUGACAUCAAAGGCGACUGAUAGCGAGAUUUCUACUUUCAUGUCCACGGUGUGGAAGAUUCUUAUCAACGUCUCGAAAUUCUACCUCCCUGAGGAAGGAUUCAACCCUGGGGACAAGCGCAACUUCUCUCCGUUCCCCCAGCCCAACCAACCGCCCGUCAGCCCUCCCAUGUGCCCGCCGUCCUCGGACAGCAGGAGAACGGGAAAGAGGUCGGCAUCAAUCAAGACGUCAGGUCGGCCUUCAUCCAUUGCAGACACGAUCAAGACCCGGCGGAUCAAGUCUCGAAGAGCCGACAAGAAGAUUCUGGGGGACGGCGCAUCCGUCUUGACCGUCGAUAUGGACUACGAGAGCGAUCUGGACCUCGAGGAAAGACGUCUGAUGCCCAUGUUUAUGAAAAAGUCUCCCCAGCAGUCUCGCAACAAGGGCAACAGCCGCAAGGCUUUGAAGUUUCUCGGCCUCGCCUGA